Messenger RNA from Rotaria sordida, 252 nucleotides. The record is from the annotation of a GenBank genome assembly. Lineage: Eukaryota; Metazoa; Rotifera; Eurotatoria; Philodinida; Philodinidae.
AUGUCUCUUAUUAAAUCAGUCAAAGGCAAAGACCAACUUCUACUUGAUGGUUAUCGAUACCGUCGAGAUAGAUUAGUUUGGCACUGUGUUACAAACAGCCGCAAAGGACGUGCUCGUUAUGAUGAUGGAAGUUAUACAGCUUAUCAAGAUCACAUAUGUCGAGCACCAGAUCCAGAUGAAAUUGAAAAAGCAUUAUAUAAUUAUGAAAUUAAAAAGAAUCCGCAACAAUGUCAUGAUCCACUACGAUUUUAA